Messenger RNA from Thunnus maccoyii (southern bluefin tuna), 2511 nucleotides. RefSeq names its product DnaJ heat shock protein family (Hsp40) member C21 (gene dnajc21). The transcript is spliced from 12 exons. Gene Ontology annotation, cellular component: cytoplasm. Lineage: Eukaryota; Metazoa; Chordata; Actinopteri; Scombriformes; Scombridae. Gene Ontology annotation, molecular function: zinc ion binding; nucleic acid binding. The coding region runs from base 344 to 1975 and encodes 543 amino acids. The record is from RefSeq and is a predicted model, not a curated record.
AAAGAAGACGAAUUCUCGCGAGACUGUAACAGGACAGUCCAUCCAUGCCAUGGUUUACCGGUCGUAAAGUGACUAUUUAAAUAUAAAUAAAUACUAUAGAAGCUUUGUCAGUGAUACACAGCUUUGCACGGAUUUGAAUAUGUAAAGCCCAAACAUUACAAUGUUGUCGCCAUCAUCUGUGAAGUUUCGGUUAUUUUUAGAGAUAAAUUAGAGAUGUUUACCGGUCGCUAGCAUGCUAACAGUUAGCCAAAUGCUAAAGCUAGCAUAGUCUGGGACAACGUUUUUCACAACAUUUACUGAAUAUUUAUCCCCGUUUCAAGUUUCUCUCAUUAGUAAGUGAACAAUGAAGUGUCAUUAUGAAAUCUUGGGAGUGAAACGGGACGCAGGAGACGACGAGUUGAAGAAAGCUUAUCGUAAAUUAGCACUGAAAUGGCAUCCAGAUAAGAACUUGGACAAUGCCGAGGAAGCGGCGGAGCAGUUUAAGUUGAUUCAGGCAGCGUAUGAUGUCCUGAGUGACCCACAGGAGAGAGCUUGGUAUGACAAUCACAGAGAGGCGCUGCUGAAAGGAGGACUGAGUGGAGACUAUGAAGAUGAUAGCAUCGACCUGCUGCAGUACUUCACGGUUACCUGCUACUCUGGAUACGGAGAUGAUGAGAAGGGCUUCUACACAGUCUACAGGAAUCUCUUUGAGUCUAUUGUUAAGGAGGAGAUGGAGCAUGGCAGGGUGGACGAUGAAGAAGAGGAGGAAGAGUUUCCUCCCUUCGGAGACUCUCAGAGUGACUAUGAUACCGUAGUGCACGUCUUUUACGGCUUCUGGCAGAGCUUCUGCACGCGGAAAAACUUUGCCUGGAAGGAGGAGUACGAUACGAGGCAGGCGUCCAACCGCUGGGAGAAAAGGGCUAUGGAGAAGGAGAACAAGAAGACCCGAGACAAGGCUCGAAAAGAGCGAAACGAGUUGGUGCGGCAGCUGGUGGCUUUCGUUCGCAAACGUGACCGGCGGGUCCAGGCCCACAGGAAGCUGGUGGAGGAACAGAAUGCGGAGAAGAUCAAGAAGAUGGAGGAGCUUAGGCGGAAGCAGAAGCUCAACCAGGCCAAACUGGCAGAGGAGUACAAGGAGCAGAGCUGGGCGGCCAUGUCUGAACUCGAGAAGGAGCUGCAGCAGAUAGAGGCUCAGUACGGAGAGGAGUUCGGUGAUGCAUCAGAGAGUGAGGAAGAAGAGCUGGAUAUGGAGACACGGGAGAAGACCAGUGAAGAAGGAAUAGAGCAGCCUGAUGGAGAGGAACUGAUCGACUAUUUUGAUGAUCUUUACUGCCCAGCCUGCGACAAAUCCUUCAAAUCAGAUAAAGCCAUGAAAAACCAUGAAAAAUCCAAAAAGCACCGGGAGAUGGUGGCGUUGCUUCGGCAACAGCUGGAGGAAGAAGAGGAUUCACUCGGUUUGAACGUGGACGAAAAGGAGGGAAGAGAGGAGGAAAAUGAGCAGGAAGAGGAAGAAGAAGAAAAAGAAGAAGAGGAGGAGGAGGAAGAUUUUUCUUUCCACCCAUACAGGCUCUCCAAAAAGCAAAAGAGGAAAAAGAAACAGCAGAAAGUAGUGCAUCAGAGUGCUCCAGAGGAGGAGGAGGAGGAGGAGAAACCAACGCUGACCACAUGCAAUGAAGAUGCCCCCGAGAAGUCAGCGGACCCCACAGAGCCCGAGCAGCAGGAUGAACUCCCUCCCACGGAAGCCAAGAGCUCCGGGAAGACAAAAGGAAAGAAGGGAGGAGGAAAAGACAAACCAAAGAAUGUCAAGUCUCACACAGGAGAACAAUGUCCUGAGAAGGAAGUAAACCUCCGAUGUGUGACGUGUAACUACGAGUUCCCCACCCGAAACAAGUUGUUCGACCACCUGAAGACCAGCGGCCACGCCUCCGCGCUCCACUCAAACGCCGCUCACAGCUCCGCGAGCAAGAGCAAAAAAGACAAAAAGAAGAACAGAUAACACAUCUUCAUCUGAACCUGAAAGAGUUUGACUCAGCAGGGAGGAAACGACGCUUUUGGGACGUCUGUCAGUAGGAAAAUAAAUAAACAGACAGACAACAAGCCUUUGAAAGUGGACUUUAAUGGACUGGAUUGGCCGACUGCGUGAAGAUAGUUUCUUAAAAUUACAUAAUAAUCGUGUUCAGUGAGACAACUGCGUAUGUGUGUGACACUGAGACUCUUUUUUUUUUAUGGCUGCUAUAACAAAGUAAUUCAGCACCAUUUUCCCCAUGACUUCUAAGAUCCUCUGAAUUGAUGAACCAGUGGUGAAAAACAUACAAGGCUGUGCACUGGAUACACAUUUAUCCCCAUUAUCAGAUCCUUUACUAUUUUAGGAAUGGUCUCCCUUGGUUACCGCAGCCAACAAUUAAGCUGUUUUUUUCCUAUCAUAACAUUAGAGGUGAUACUGCAUGUCGGUAUAAUUUGCAUUAAUGCCUCUAGUAACCACGUCUGAGAAUAAACUAUGUUGGAUGUGUCUGUAUCAAUCAUAUAACCACA